AUAGUACUUUAAAUUCAAUACAAAGAGAAAGAUAGGUAGAUUCCAGAUCAAUCAUGUGCUGUUGCUCAUAUUUCCCAAAAAUAACAUUAUAAAACAUUCUGUAAUGUUUUUAUAAUUCAUAGUACACUUUUAGUACUAUUAGCUGAGAGAUAGCAGCUUAUUCUUACAUUAUAUCAACAUGUAAUCAGCUGUCAAGACUUUACCUUGAGUCUUUAAAGUUUGGUAAGAGUGAAUGAGAUCUAAAGAUGGAAAGUAGUCAACAUGUUUUCUUUGAAGAGUUCUUGUCUGCACCACCUAAUGGAGUGAAUGAGCAGCAGGUUUUGCCAAGCUAUUUGAGCUGUGGAUCUUAUUAUGAGAGCUUUGAUUUGGGUACUUCAAAUGUUUCAUUCUCUGAGCUCAUCACUUCAUCCCAAGCAGAAAUUCCCAGCUUUGCAUUUCCUUAUAAUGAGUAUUGCCCUUUUAACAAUGGCUAUUUGAGGCCUGAGGAUGUUAUUGAUCCAUCUGAGUUCAUCAAGAAUGCUGAACCUCCUUUUCCUGUCCUGCAAGACCAUGAAUAUAAAUCAGGGCAAGUGGAAAAUGGACAAGCUUGUGAGGUUCUCUUGAAUGAUCUUCGCGAUAAUGGUAGCUCAUCAAAGGAUCAUGACAAGGACCAAGCUUGUUUCGAAAAUGUGCUAGUUUUUAAUGUGGGAUCAUCUGAUCAGGACAGGAAGAGAAAAUCUACAAAGGUUGAAGGGCAGCCCUCGAAGAAUUUAAUGGCAGAAAGAAGGCGAAGGAAGCGAUUGAAUGACCGUCUUUCCAUGCUCAGAUCAAUUGUUCCUAAGAUAAGCAAGAUGGACAGGACUUCUAUAGUUGGCGACACCAUAGAUUAUGUGAAGGAUCUUCAGGAAAGGAUCCACAAGUUAAAAGAGGAAGUCGAUACAGAAGCUGAAAGCAAUCAUAUGAACUUGAUGGCAUCCUCGAAUGAGGACACUAAUGAAGUCAUUCCAAUAAGCCCGACUAAGUUUGAUGUCGAAAGGAAGGAUGAGAGUACACGGAUUGAGAUCUGUUGUGCAACAAAGCCCGGACUACUGCUGUCAACAGUGGAAACGAUUGAAGCAUUAGGCCUGGAUAUUCAACAAUGUGUUGUUAGUUGUUUCAGUGAUUUUAGCCUGCAAGCUACUUGUUCCGAGGCGGUGGACAACCAGAAGUUUGUAGGAUGUGAAGAUAUCAAACAAGAGUUAUGCCGGAAUGCAGGCUAUGCAGGCUAUGGCGGGAAAUGUUUUUAGAAGAAAUCCGCGACCAGCAAGAGUUAUGCCGGAAUGCAGGUUAUGCAGGCUAUGGUGGGAAAUGUUGUUAGAAGAAAUCCGCGACCAGCAGACAUGACGAACAUGUCUGAGCUGAAGCAAAUGGGAUGUUGUUAUCUUUUGCCAUGUUAGCUGUAAUGAGUUAACGUUUUCUUCUUGCUGUUGUUUCAAUAAUUAGAUUGAUAUAAUGAUGUCUAAUGUUUUAUAAAUAUUUUACCAUGAUCUAAGGAACAUA
Molecule: messenger RNA, 1518 nt
Organism: Daucus carota subsp. sativus
Lineage: Eukaryota; Viridiplantae; Streptophyta; Magnoliopsida; Apiales; Apiaceae
Product: transcription factor bHLH93
Exons: 4
Coding region: 246-1265 (339 amino acids)
Biological process (GO): regulation of DNA-templated transcription
Cellular component (GO): nucleus
Molecular function (GO): protein dimerization activity; sequence-specific DNA binding; DNA-binding transcription factor activity
Source: RefSeq, a predicted model, not a curated record